Molecule: messenger RNA, 1779 nt
Organism: Perkinsus marinus ATCC 50983
Lineage: Eukaryota; Perkinsozoa; Perkinsida; Perkinsidae
Product: subtilisin, putative
Exons: 10
Coding region: 1-1779 (592 amino acids)
Biological process (GO): proteolysis
Molecular function (GO): serine-type endopeptidase activity
Source: RefSeq, a predicted model, not a curated record
AUGGGUAUGAAAGAUAUAUUGCGGACUAUGGGAGCAUUCCGUGUUGACGAGUCGUCGAAGAUUAUUGUUGCUCUUUUGGAUUCUGGUGUGGAUUUCGAGCAUCCUUCCCUGGAAGGAUCUAUCGCGAUCAAUGCAGCGGAGCGUGAGGGCAAAGCUGAAGUCGAUGAUGAUGACAAUGGCUUCAUCGAUGAUGUGCGCGGAUGGAAUUUCGUAAGUGAUGAUGGAAAUGUGAUGGACAAUAUUGGUCACGGGACGCACUGCGCUGGUUUGAUAGCGGCCAAUGGGAAGAGUGGCCUCAUCGGCACCGGCCUUUCCUAUGCUCGAGUGCUGCCUUUGAAAAUAUUCGAUAUCGGCAAUGGUGGAGUUGGUCGCCUUUCCGACGCCUUGAGGGCUGUCGACUACGCUAUAAGUCGGGGGAGUAGAGUCAGCAGCAUUGGUUGGAUCGCUGAGACUUAUUCGGAGAUCUUCCGUCAAGCUGUGCUGAGAGCUCAGAAUUAUGACCAUAUUUUUGUGGCGAGCGCUGGUAAUUCUGGUAUCGACCUCGACGAUGUGGGUGGCAGCUAUCCCUGUGGAUUUGCCGCGCCCAACGUACUCUGCAUCGGAGCGCACGGACCAGAUAGGAAUCUCACACCGACUUCUAAUUUCGGCCGAGUCGUCGACGUAUCGGCACCGGGAGAAUUCGUCGUGUCGUCUUCAAUUGAUGGCGGAUCUGACACGAUGGCCGGGACGAGCGUUGCCGCAGCGCAGGUCGCGGGAGUGGCUGCGAUGCUGAUCGGAGUCCGCCGUCCUUUUCCACUAUAUUUCGACGAAGUUUCCGCGGCCAUCAUCACUUCCACACAACCCUGCGCGGGCACGGCGUUUGGCUGCGUUGACGUUGGUAGGGUUCUCGAGGCCGUGACUGGAAAGAAUAUACUGAGCAAGGCGCUCUAUGUCGCUACUGGUCAUCCGAGGAAGGCUAUCAGUCGUAUAAGGUUGAGACCACAUCAGUCCAAGGCCCUCGCUGUGGUCUUAUCCGGAAUGCCAGCUCCUAUCGGCUACAAGGAGUACGAUAUUCAGGGCACUAUCGGUGGUGGUCUCGUUGCUAUCUCUAUCGGUGUCCGAUCGAGUGGUCACUCCUCCACGGACGAUGAUGGGGUGAAAUGCGAAGCCUCGAACAACGGGACGGUGGACUUCGGACGAGUUAUGGUCGGACAAGAAAGUGGAGCGGAGUUUGUUCUGCACAAUGGUGGCGAUGUGGAAGUGUUGGUGGACCCCAACAGGCUGCUCGGAUGGGCGCCGCUACUGAGAGUCGAUCAUCCUACGUCGGCCGUACCUCUGUCCGUUGGGGACUCCGUAAAGAUCAUCAUCACUUAUGUGGCUCGCAAGGUUGGACACCAGCGAUUCCGUAUGGACUCACUGGCGGCUGGAUGCGAUCCAAUAGAAGUAGUCGCCGACACGGUCCCGAACCCGCUGGUCGUGCACGAGGGUUCGACGGUCAUUUCCGUUCCAGCUGGCUCGAGGUCUAUCGCGACGUUGGUGAAUAUCACUAAUCCUUCGAAGCAUACCAUCCAUCGGGCAUCUCUUAGACCGCGAGGAAGGUUCUAUAUAUUUGAGGCUAUCUCGGUUGAGGACGUAGAGUUCCCUUUGACGUCCCUGGGCGGGGGAUGGAGACCUGAUAUGGAUUCCGCUGCGACUGAGGUGGACUGUGAUGCUCAGCAACCAACGGUGGUUGAACUGAAUCGUACGGCAAUUUUUGACGGCACCGUAUUUCGUAGAGGAUCAUACAUGCUAGAGCGUUGA